AUGUCAGUCUACGGCGCACCUCGACGCUGUUUCUUUUCGCAUGUAUCGCACAAUCAGCCGCGCCGGUCGCAUGUUUCUCAGGUGACCAAGCGCAAACUACAUGAACUCCCGUCGACGUUCGCAGGUUUCCCCUCAUGCAAUAUAUCGCAUGACGACAGCCAGUUAUUCACCCGAGUAGAGUACAUCCGUGCUCACGAUAUGGUCCCUGACAUGCGAUCGCGGUCCUAUCCCUUAGCCAUCUGUCUGUCGGAGGAGGCAGCCAUGUCCUUGUCCUGCUCUACCGCGCAACCAGACUUGCAUAGUCACCAUAUUAGCCUAUAUGUUUUUGGGGUGAGGUAUGACAUGUUGUCACGGAGGCGUUCUCCUUUGUAG
This is a messenger RNA of Peniophora sp. CBMAI 1063, 372 nucleotides long. The record is from the annotation of a GenBank genome assembly. Lineage: Eukaryota; Fungi; Basidiomycota; Agaricomycetes; Russulales; Peniophoraceae.